Molecule: messenger RNA, 2680 nt
Organism: Rhineura floridana
Lineage: Eukaryota; Metazoa; Chordata; Lepidosauria; Squamata; Rhineuridae
Gene: PDE8B
Product: phosphodiesterase 8B
Exons: 22
Coding region: 1-2670 (889 amino acids)
Biological process (GO): signal transduction; regulation of DNA-templated transcription
Molecular function (GO): 3',5'-cyclic-AMP phosphodiesterase activity
Source: RefSeq, a predicted model, not a curated record
AUGGGCUGUGCUCCCAGCAUCCACGUCUCGCAAAGCGGCGUGAUUUACUGCCGGGACUCGGACGAGUCCAACUCCCCGCACCAGACCACCACCAUCUCGCAGGGCACAGCCGCCACCUUGCACGGCCUCUUCAUCAAGACCGACGCGGCCGAUUCCAUCCCUUCGGUCCUCGCCUACCAGAGCCGACAGCCGCCGCCGCCAAACUGCCCGGCCCACCCGCGCAGGGAGCCCGCUGGCCGAGAAGGCAGGAUCGGAGUGCACCACUGCUGUGGCGUCGAGGCGGAGACCCAGACUAGCCAGACCAGCGUCAAGCAGGCUUCAACUACUGAGACAGAAAUUGGGCCCAUGAGACUGGCACAAGAUCCUAUUCAGGUGUUGCUGAUCUUUGCAAAAGAAGACAAGCAGAGUGAUGGAUUCUGGUGGGCUUGUGAUAGAGCUGGAUAUAGGUGUAACAUUGCUCGGACGCCCGAGUCAGCACUUGAAUGCUUUCUUGAUAAACACCAUGAAAUAAUUGUCAUAGAUCAUAGAAACUCCAGAUACUUUGAUGCAGGAGCCAUCUGUAGGUCAAUCCGUGCUACAAAGCCUGCUGAACAUACUGUAAUACUAGCUGUUGUUCCACAAAUGUCUGGUGACCAAGAAGAAGUGUCUGUCCUUCCUCUUCUCCAUGCAGGUUUUAAUAGGAGAUUUUUGGAGAAUAGUAGCAUCAUUGCUUGUUACAAUGAACUGAUCCAAGUAGAGCAUGGUGAGGUGCGAUCACAGUUCAAACUACGGGCUUGUAAUUCAGUGUUCACAGCACUGGAACACUGUCAUGAAGCUAUAGAAAUAACUAGUGAAGACCAUGUAAUUCAGUACGUUAAUCCAGCCUUUGAAAGGAUGAUGGGCUAUCAGAAGGGAGAGCUAAUAGGAAAGGAACUUACUGAGCUUCCAAAAAGUGACAAAAACCGUGCAGACCUACUGGACACAAUCAACACUUGUAUCAAAAGAGGAAAAGAAUGGCAAGGAGUUUAUUAUGCACGGAGGAAAUCAGGAGAUAGUAUCCAACAGCAUGUAAAGAUUACACCUGUGACUGGCCAAGGAGGGAAAAUCCGACAUUUUGUGUCUAUCAAGAAGCUGUGUUGCACAAACGACAGCAACAAACAGACCUACAAGACUCAUCGUGAUGAAAAGUAUGCAGGAGACCAGUUUCAGUCAGAGUCUCACUCCUUCAGAUGCAAGAACAGGAGAAAAGAAUCCAUUGAUGUCAAAUCAAUAACCUCUCGAAGCAGUGAUGCCCCAAGUUUACAGAAUCGUCGGUAUUCGUCAAUGGCAAGAAUCCACUCCAUGACAAUAGAAGCCCCAAUCACAAAGGUCAUUAAUAUAAUAAAUUCAGCUCAAGAAAACAGCCCUGUAACUGUAGCAGAGGCCUUGGAUCGGGUUUUGGAAAUCUUACGGACAACAGAACUUUACUCUCCUCAAUUACGUACCAAAGAUGAAGAUCCUCAUACUAGCGAUCUUGUUGGAGGUCUGAUGACUGAUGGCUUGAGAAGGCUGUCAGGAAAUGAGUAUGUGUUUUCUAAAAAUACUACAAACCAGAGCCAUGGUCAUCUUUCUGUGCCAGUUACUAUCAAUGAUGUUCCACCCUGUAUUGCACACUUACUGGAUAAUGAAGAGAGCUGGGAUUUCAAUAUCUUUGAACUGGAAGCUGUUACAAAUAAAAGGCCAUUGGUUUACCUGGGUCUGAAAAUUUUUGCCCGGUUUGGCGUCUGUGAAUUUUUAAACUGUUCAGAAGCCACACUGCGCGCCUGGUUCCAGGUGAUUGAAGCCAACUAUCACUCCUCCAAUUCUUAUCAUAACUCCACUCAUGCAGCUGAUGUCCUGCAUGCUACAGCAUUCUUUCUGGGGAAAGAGAGAGUUAAGGCGAGCCUUGAUCAUUUAGAUGAAGUGGCUGCAUUAAUAGCUGCAACAGUGCAUGAUGUGGAUCACCCGGGACGGACCAACUCUUUCCUGUGCAAUGCUGGCAGUGAGCUCGCAGUUCUCUACAAUGACACUGCUGUACUGGAAAGCCAUCACACAGCGCUGGCGUUCCAGCUUACAGUAAAAGACAACAAGUGCAACAUUUUCAAAAAUCUCAACAGAAAUCAUUAUCGAACUCUUCGUCAGGCAAUUAUUGACAUGGUUUUGGCAACAGAAAUGACAAAGCACUUUGAGCAUGUGAACAAGUUUGUGAACAGCAUCACCAAGCCCAUGGCCUCAGAGGAAACCAACUCCAAUAAUGAGGGUAACAACUGUGAAUGUACAACCAAUCUCAAGACCUUUCCUGAUAACCAGACACUGAUUAAGCGCAUGAUGAUUAAAUGUGCAGAUGUUGCAAAUCCAUGUCGCCCUAUAGAACUGUGUAUUGAAUGGGCUGGGAGGAUUUCAGAAGAAUAUUUUGCACAGACUGAUGAAGAAAAGAGACAGGGUCUGCCAGUUGUUAUGCCAGUAUUUGAUCGAAAUACCUGCAGCAUCCCCAAGUCUCAGAUAUCCUUUAUUGAUUACUUCAUAAUGGACAUGUUUGAUGCUUGGGAUGCAUUUGCACAUCUACCUGUUCUGAUGCAACACUUGGCAAAUAACUACAAACACUGGAAAGCAUUAGAUGAGUUGAAGUGUAGGAGCCUCCGGCUUCCUUCAGAGAAUAAUAAUGGAAGCUGAAACAUGGAAC